AUGACUUCUCAUAAAAGACCAAGGCAGGUUACCCUCUCUUCUGAGGAAACUCAUUCCGAUGAUCCCUUGGAUGACACGGAUAGUGAGUGGGAGAGGAUCACAGAAGACCCUGUCAAGCGAGUCGCGUUUGAAAGAAAGUGCAUUGAAGAUGAGCUCACCGAUCAGAAACGAGUAAUUCUAUUGCAAGAAAGUCCCAGCAGAAGGAGUCACUGUCGUUUCUGGGACUGUGUUCCCAGGAAGUUGAAUGGAGAACCCAAUAUCAGGUCUGCUUUUCGUUUCAAUGUUAAAGACCUUUCCGGUCGAUACUAUGAACCGAACAAGUACUAUCAUGUGUCAUGCAUGGAGCAAAUAUUUCCCGACCUGAGUUCCCUGGUAGAGCGGGAGGUUUUGCAUAUGGAAGGCGGGGUCACCCAGCUGACCUCAGCCUGCUGGCAGAUAUCACAGUUUCACAAUGCCAUUGAAGAUUGGUUCCGCUUUAAGGGCCGUACCUUCGAAGUGGACAUAUACGAUCGAUUCCGAAGAGCACAUGCCAAGUGGGACCGGAAAGACAGCACAGUGGAGAUCAACCAUCAACUCGGGGAUCAUGAGGGUAGUCGUCAGGAUUGUGAGAAGUGUGAAGAAGUGCCGGAUGAACCACUGAGAAAAGAUUACUUUCCUGAAGAGCCUCGCAGUAGCCUACUGAGUGAAGUUCUGGCCUCCGUGGUUGGCGUGGGACACUUGGAUGGAUUAGAUGGAGAUUCGAAUGCUCGCCGUUGUAAGAAGAUUCGGCGCAGCUAG
Penicillium angulare is the source of this 777-nucleotide messenger RNA. RefSeq lists its product as uncharacterized. The record is from RefSeq and is a predicted model, not a curated record. Bases 1 to 777 code for a protein of 258 amino acids. The transcript has 2 exons. NCBI's taxonomy places the organism in Eukaryota, Fungi, Ascomycota, Eurotiomycetes, Eurotiales, Aspergillaceae.